Messenger RNA from Drosophila bipectinata, 7695 nucleotides. It is a transcript of the gene eys, whose product is annotated as eyes shut. The record is from RefSeq and is a predicted model, not a curated record. Gene Ontology annotation, molecular function: calcium ion binding. Gene Ontology annotation, cellular component: protein-containing complex; plasma membrane. Gene Ontology annotation, biological process: establishment or maintenance of epithelial cell apical/basal polarity; heterophilic cell-cell adhesion. NCBI's taxonomy places the organism in Eukaryota, Metazoa, Arthropoda, Insecta, Diptera, Drosophilidae.
AAUUAAAUGUAAAAACUGUGCAAGUGCAAAGAAAAAAAAAAGAAUAAAAUAAAGGAUACAACAUCGCGUUAUCCUGACAAACACAUAACGAACGGUUGUCUUGUUUACAAGUUGCGGUCAGGACUUUUUUCGGAUUUUCCAACAGGGGGUCCUUGCCUGCCUUAGUGUUAGUUAGUUUCUGUGGUUUCCCCCCCACCUCCCCUGUGUGUUUAUUUGUGUUGUGCUGCUGCAAAGUGGAAGACGCCAUGGCAACACAUUGCUAAUCGAUGACGUGACCAAAAAAAAAUACAAACCAACAAUAAAAACCCCCCACAAACAAGCCAGCAAACAAAAAAGGAGACUAAACCAAACCAAAACACAAAAAAAAAAAAAAAAAAACAAAGAAAAAGGAGCAAACACCCUUUACACUCGGGAUAACACAAGGAUAAUGACCAUAAACUGAUUUGAUGGCGAAUUGAAAUGGCAGCAAAAAUGUAAACGCCCCGAAGAGCCAAAACACUAUAGAAAACGAAGAGCUUGGUAAAUAAGCGGAUAAACCAAGAAAAAAGGAAAACAAAAAGGAUAACGAAUAAACUAACAAAAAAAAAUCUGAUAAUAAAAAAAGAGAAAAAAUCAUAAACGAAAGAAUGCCGGGAACUGGUGUCCUGUGAGCUGAAAAUGUGAUGCGAAGGCGACGCAGAUUGCAGAUUGCAGCCAAGGACCAAAAGGACCACGAGGACCGCUGGUGCGCCAACAAUCGGUGGGGCAAACAAUGAGAACUAAUAAAGCACUUAAGCGGAUAGACGACGACCAGCAACAAGGACAUCUAAGUGGUGGAAAGAUUCCAGCUUCGGCAAUCAAAGGACGAUUUCCCGUGCAACGUGCAUCGGAUUGAUAGCACGCAACGGGGCGUAUGAUCAACGUGCAACAUCCUCAUCAUCAUCACUAUCAGCAUCAUCAUCAGAUUGACAGCAGACAACAGAGAAUGGCUGGCCAGGAUUUGCCACAAAUUGGACGCGACACGGGCCGCCGGGGGACUGUAUCCCAGUUGCGUCAUUCGAAGGACACCAGCGCUGACUGCGACUGUGACUGUGUGAGUGACUGCAACUGUGACUGCAACACCACCGGCCCAGCUUCCAGCGCAACCACACCGCUGACAGCCAACGGUGGAACCACCAUCGGUGGCUCUAACCUGGCUGUUGUGCAGAAGGACAUUCAACAACGAAACCACCUGCUAAAGAUGCCAACAACAACCACAUUAAAAACAAGAACAGAGAAACCAACGAUAAAAGCCAACACCGCCACCACCACUACCAAAUCAUCAUCGGGAGGCAACGCAUCCUGGACAUUAAGGAUAUUAGCAAAAUGCACUGGCAGCAGCAGCAUCAGUGGCGGGGUCAGCAACUCCAUUUCCUGUCUGCUGUUCUCGGCUCUGAUCCUGGGAGUCCUUGUGGGCAGCGGCGAGGCAGGAUUCGCCUGCCUCAGCAAUCCCUGUGUAUUCGGUGUCUGCAUCGAUGGCCUGAACAGCUCGUACUCGUGCUACUGCAUUGAUGGCUACACAGGGAUCCAGUGCCAAACGAAUUGGGACGAAUGCUGGUCGGGCCCCUGUCAGAAUGGCGGGACAUGUGUGGACGGUGUGGCCUACUACAAUUGUACGUGUCCGGAAGGAUUUUCCGGAUCCAAUUGCGAGGAGAAUGUCGACGAAUGCAUGUCGAACCCCUGCCAGAACGGCGGACUUUGCAGGGACAGGACUAAUGGCUACACAUGCACCUGCCAGCCGGGAUACCUGGGGGAUCACUGUGAGCUGGAUGUGGCUGUCUGCGACACAGGAACUGGAGCUCGAUGCCAGCAUGGUGGAGAGUGUAUUGAAGGACCUGGCUUGGAGUUUACCUGCUCCUGUCCUGCGGGCUGGCACGGCAGGAUCUGCCAAGAGGAAAUCAACGAGUGCGCCUCCUCGCCGUGCCAAAAUGGAGGUGUCUGUGUCGACAAGCUGGCUGCCUACGCCUGUGCCUGUCCCAUGGGCUACACGGGCAUCAAUUGCGAGGAGGAGAUCCUAAUCUGCGCGGACAAUCCCUGCCAGAACAAUGCCCUGUGCCUCAUGGAGGAGGGCAUUCCCACGUGCUAUUGCGUGCCGGACUACCACGGCGAGAAGUGCGAGUUCCAGUACGACGAAUGCCAGUUGGGACCGCGUUGCAUGAACGGAGGAGUCUGCAUCGAUGGCGUGGAUACCUUCUCCUGCUCAUGUCCUCCUUUAUUGACUGGAAUGCUCUGCGAAUGUUUGAUGGUUGGCGAAGAGUCCUUGGACUGUAAUUACACGGCUCCAGCUACGCCGCCGCCAGCUAGGGGAACCACCACAACGUCAACGGUGGCGCCUCCGACCGUGAGACCAGUGACGCCACCAGAAACUACGGUUCCCCCGAAAGUCAGCGAAGAGGUCACAACCCCAGGUUCUGUUUCCGUAUCAUCUGCAUCCUCCGAAGAAGCUGUAUCGGUAGAGAUCAGACCACAAACCCUGGCGCCACCCGAAAGCGAUAGCCACAGUAUUUCCAGAGAGCAAACUACAGUAGCUCCACCGCCUCAGGAGAGGGAACCUAGUUCCGAGUCUGAACCGGAAACCGAGGAGGUAGUGGUGAUAACUGCUACCACGAUAGCACCACGAUCCUCUAGUGCCUCCUCGGAGGAGUCAGCCAGCAUCUACACCACCCUGCCCCCGCUGCCAGGCACUUCGAGGGAAGUGGAUUCCGGGGGCGAGGUGGUCACCUCCGAGGAGUACACCACAGUUCCUCAUUUCGAUGUGAGCGUCAGUAAGAGUGAGAGUGGCAGCGCAGAGGCCACCACAGCAGGACCCACUGUCCCACCCAGCAUAACCAUUGAAGUGGAUCUCACCUCAGUUUCCACAAGCAGCAGCAGUAGUAGCUCCGAGUCCGUGGAAAUAAUGACAACACCAGCUCCGACCUUUACCCAAAAAGUAACCACCCUGGAAACUACGAUUUCUGUGGAGUAUGUGACCCCUACGCCGUAUUAUCCCACGGAGACCACCACACCGCGAGUGGUGCCAGUACCGCGACCCACUUUCGCUACCGAACCGCCGCUGGACGUGAUGGAGACAACUGCUUCGACGCACCACCUCUGGACAGAGGUGUCCACUACGGCGGCGCCGUUCUUUACGGAAUAUCCAGCCGAGGUUAUGAUAACCACCCAUCGCACCAGUGCCGGGCGGUUUACUACAGUUCAGCCACCUCUUCAGGUUACCACGCUGGGACCAGAGUCCGGGGAGACUUCCGUGGAGACGGCAACGCCUCACAUAGUAGUCACCAUUAUAGACACAAAGGAUAUCGUCACCCCCACGAUUACAACUACUGGAAUGCCAACAACCCACCACCACGAUCAUCAUCAUCAUCACCACCACGAACACGAGGAAGUCACCACAUUGCAGCCAGGAGAGGAUGAUGAUGAGCACCACCACCACCACCAUCAUCACGACCAUCAUCACCACCAUCAUCCCGAAGGAGAGCUCACCACUCCGAUGCCCGUGGAAAUAACGACAGGACAGGCUCUGCAAACAGAAGAUCUGAUUGAGGUUCCGCAGGUUGUGACAACGGUGGAGCCCUUCGCCCCACCAGAAACCACGGUGGUGCCAGUGGUUGUGCCUGUUAUUACUGCUGCUCCCAUACCGCCAGCUACGGUGGCUCCUACUCAAGUAACUGAAGCGCCCACGGCUGCUCCUACGGCGGCUCCAACGUUGCCUCCACAAACUUUGCCUCCUCAGACCCUUCCUCCGCCGACCCUGCCUCCUCUGACUCUGCCCCCGCAGACCUUGCCUCCUCAGACUCUGCCUCCUGAGACUCCUCCUCCCAUAACUAUUGCUCCUGCAACCCUGCCGGCCGCUACCCUGCCACCUGCUACCCUGCCACCUCCGACGAUACCGCCAACUCCUCCCUCCACGCAAUCUGCACAAACUCUGCCCCCACCCAUCCAUGUCUACACCACUCCGGACGGGCCAGCGCCCACUGCGCCGGACCGGCAGACCAAGACGCCGGUCACGGAGAGCAGCGAGGAGGUGGAGGGCGCCAACACAGUGGCUACCGGCGGCCGAGGCGCAGGAGGCCUUCCCGAGGAGAAGGCGGCGGACGUGGAUUGCAUCAAGCUGGGCUGUUACAAUGGCGGGACCUGUGUGACCACUUCAGAGGGAUCAAGGUGCGUUUGCCGCUUUGACCGACAAGGACCUCUCUGUGAACUCCCCAUUAUUAUCCGGAAUGCCGCAUUCUCGGGCGACUCGUAUGUGUCGCAUCGUAUCUAUAAGGACAUCGGUCAGCACGAGUCCUUGGACGCCGUUCUGCCCAUGCACAUCCAGUUGAAGGUGCGAACACGGGCUACCAAUGGACUGAUCAUGCUGGCAGCCGCCCAGGGCACCAAGGGUGGCCACUACAUGGCCCUCUUCCUGCAGAAGGGCCUGAUGCAGUUCCAGUUCUCUUGCGGCCUCCAGACGAUGCUCCUCAGCGAGCUGGAAACGCCGGUGAACACAGGCCACGAAAUCACCAUUCGGGCUGAAUUGGACUUUAGCCGGAAUUACACACACUGCAACGCCUCGCUGCUGGUGAACGACACUCUGGCCAUGUCCGGGGAUCAGCCCACCUGGCUGAAGCUGCUGCCGCCGCGCCUCCACACCCCGGAGGCGAUCCUGAACACCUGGUUGCAUUUGGGUGGGGCGCCUCAGGCGCCGAUUGGCCUGAUUAUUGAGUUGCCACCAGCCCAGAGUGGCACUGGAUUCACCGGCUGCCUCCAUACGCUGAGAAUCAAUGGCCAGGGUCGUGAGAUAUUCGGGGAUGCCCUGGAUGGAUUCGGUAUCACUGAAUGCGGCUCUUUGGCCUGUCUAUCGAGUCCCUGUCGCAAUGGCGCCGCCUGCAUCAAAAUCGAAACCAAUGAGGUGGACGAGAACGGCGAGAAGGCGGAGAAGUGGAAGUGCAAAUGCCCCACCGGCUACAUGGGACCCACCUGCGAGAUAUCCGUGUGCGAGGACAACCCCUGCCAGUACGGUGGAACCUGUGUCCAGUUUCCGGGCAGUGGAUACCUGUGUCUGUGUCCCUUGGGCAAACAUGGUCACUACUGCGAGCAUAAUCUUGAAGUGGCGUUGCCUUCGUUCUCCGGCAGCGUUAAUGGACUCUCCUCGUUUGUGGCGUACACAGUGCCCAUUCCCCUGGAGUACUCCCUGGAGCUGAGCUUCAAGAUCCUGCCCCAAACCAUGUCGCAGAUAUCGCUACUGGCCUUCUUGGGUCAAUCCGGCUAUCACGACGAGAAGAGCGAUCACCUGGCCGUGAGCUUCAUCCAGGGCUACAUUAUGCUCACCUGGAAUCUGGGCGCAGGACCUCGUCGCAUUUUCACCCAGAAACCCAUAGACUUCCGGCUGGAUGCUCCGAGGGUUCCCUACGAGAUCAAAGUGGGUCGAAUUGGACGGCAGGCUUGGCUUUCGGUGGACGGAAAGUUCAAUAUCACGGGUCGCUCGCCGGGAUCGGUUAGCCGCAUGGAUGUCCUGCCCAUCCUCUAUCUGGGCGGCCAUGAGAUAGCCAACUUCAAUACUCUACCGCACGAUCUGCCGCUGCACUCGGGAUUCCAGGGCUGUAUUUACGAUGUCCAGCUGAAGGCGGGACAGGUGACAGUGCCGCUGCAAGAGACGCGCGGAGUCAGAGGUCGUGGGGUGGGUCAGUGCGGCACCAGAGAGUGCCACCGCCAUGCCUGCCAGCACGAUGGUGCCUGCCUGCAGCAUGGUGCGACCUUUACUUGCAUCUGCCAGGAGGGCUGGUAUGGUCCUUUGUGUGCUCAGCCCACAAAUCCCUGCGACUCCUUCAACAACAAGUGCUACGAGGACUCCACGUGUGUACCUUUGGUGAAUGGCUACGAAUGCGACUGCCCAGUGGGCCGAACGGGAAAGAAUUGUGAAGAAGAAAUCCGUUCCCUUAGCGAUGUAUCCCUGACCGGAAGGCGUUCCUAUUUGGCCGUUCGUUGGCCAUAUUUGUAUGAUGGCGGCGACAAACUGGGAGCUAAGCGAUCCCAAAUGGUCAGCUACCGAAACUUCACCAAGAAACUAAUGCCUCCCAAACCGAUCACCACCCCGAGCACCCACUUUGUGAUGAAACUAUUGAACGAGGUGGAGAAACAGCGCAGCUUCUCCCCAGUGCCACUGAUGGGCUCUAAGACCUUUGAGGAGCAUCACAGGGUGCAGUUCUUCUUCAUUGAGUUCCAGCUCCGGCCACUUUCCGAGCGGGGACUGCUUCUGUACUUCGGAACCUUGAACAACAACCAGGACAAGAAGAUUGGAUUCGUGUCGUUGUCCCUGCAAGGUGGAGUGGUAGAGUUCAGGAUCUCGGGCCCCAGCAACCAUGUGACCGUGGUGCGGAGUGUCCGAAUGCUGGCCAUCGGCGAGUGGCAUAAGAUCAAGAUGGCACAACGAGGUCGCUGGCUAACCCUGUGGGUGGAGGGCAGCGCCUCCUCAGCCCUGGCACCUUCUGCUGAGGUGCUGGUGGAGCCCGACUCGCUGCUCUACAUUGGCGGCCUGAAGGAUGUAUCCAAACUGCCGCACAACGCCAUUUCCGGAUUCCCCAUUCCCUUCCGGGGCUGUGUCCGGGGACUGGUGGUUAGUGGUACUCGUAUUGUGCUCAACGAAACUAAUAUUGUGGAAUCGCGGAAUAUUCGGGACUGCGACGGCACCGCCUGUGGCGGGGACUCCUGCGAGUCUGGCGGACACUGCUGGCUGGAUGAGAAACUGCAGCCGCAUUGCAUUUGUCCGGAAUACGCCAAGGGCGAUCGUUGCGAAUAUUCGGAGACCUGCAAACUCAUACCGUGCAAGAAUAAUGGAAGAUGUCUGCGAAGUGGGCGCUGUUCGUGUCCAAAUGGCUGGGGAGGCUUCUAUUGCGAGAUAGCCAUGAGCAAACCGACUACGCCGAGCUUCCGUGGCAACAGUUACCUGAUCUUGCCGCCGCCGCGAAUCCCAAUGAAAGACAAGAGGCGCGGCCCCUCCCUCUUUGUCCGCCCCCGCGAAGCCAUCCAAGUUUCGCUGAAUUUCUCCACCAUCGAACCGGACGGAUUGCUGCUGUGGAGCGAGCACGAGAGGAAUAAAUUCCUGGGUCUGGGCCUGGAGGCUGGUCACCUCAAGUUGGCCAGCAAUCUGCUGGGCAGCAUCAACGACACGGUGAGAGCUCCGGCAAGUGGCUUUAUAUCCGAUGGAGCCUGGCACUGGACCAGUGUCCUGCUAGACCGGACGCGACUGGAGCUCCAGCUGGACGGCGAGGUGAUCUUCACGGAGCGACUGCCGGAGAACAGUAGGCCCUCGCUGGCGGCGACCACAACGACACCCACAAGAACAACCACAAUAAUGUCAAGACGCAAGAAUUCCAGCAAAGAGCCAACAAUUAGCUACGAGGAUGUCUUUUAUUUGGGUGGCUUUCCUAACUUGGACUCGGUAAGCAAACGCACGCAAGGCCGUUUCUACGAACCCUUCAAAGGAUGCCUGCAAGACAUUCAAUUUGGCGCCGAACCCAAAGCUAUAAUUAGCGACUUCUCGGCAUACCAGGGCGAGAACAUUGGAUCCUGUGAUUUGCACGGUGAUGAGCCCCUUUAAUUGUAUAGAAAAUGAAUAAAGCUAAAUCAAAAAUCGGUAAUAUCGAAGCGAUUCUGUAAAACAUUCAAAUAUUGUGACUUAUCAAGAAUCCGAUUGGAGAA